AGCCGCCGGAGCCGCAGCCGCAGCCGCGGAGCCGCCAGAGCAGCACCGGAGCCGGGGCCGGGAUGUGACGGGGCGGCCGCUUCGCGCCCCGUUGCGCCUCUGCCCCGGGCCCGAGGGCCCCGAGCCCCGGGAGGCUGUCGGGGGGUGGCGGCGGCGGCGGGCCCCCCCCCGCCGCCCCCAUGUCGGAGGGGCCGCCCUACGGCGAGGGGCAGCUGGCGGGGGACGCGGCCGUGGGGCAGCUGCCCUUCCCCGUUCGUCUCCGCGGCCCCGACACGCUCCUCGCCGGAGGGCAGGGCAAGCGGCCUCCCAAACUGGGGCAGAUCGGCCGCAGCAAGAGAGUGGUGAUUGAAGACGACAGAAUCGACGACGUGCUGCAAAACCUCUCGGAAAAGGCCCCCCCCGGUGUCUAAAGCCUCCCUGGGGCUGCUCGGAUGAAGCUGGGGAGGUGCCGGGCUGGGGGGGUUGGGAGUCGGUUUCCGGCGGUUAUCGGCAUGAAAUAACACCACCCCCCCACACACCUCCCCCCCA
Molecule: messenger RNA, 528 nt
Organism: Dryobates pubescens (Downy woodpecker)
Lineage: Eukaryota; Metazoa; Chordata; Aves; Piciformes; Picidae
Gene: CAMK2N1
Product: calcium/calmodulin dependent protein kinase II inhibitor 1
Exons: 2
Coding region: 180-410 (76 amino acids)
Biological process (GO): negative regulation of protein kinase activity
Molecular function (GO): protein kinase binding; calcium-dependent protein kinase inhibitor activity
Source: RefSeq, a predicted model, not a curated record